Molecule: messenger RNA, 1116 nt
Organism: Carassius carassius (crucian carp)
Lineage: Eukaryota; Metazoa; Chordata; Actinopteri; Cypriniformes; Cyprinidae
Gene: figla
Product: folliculogenesis specific bHLH transcription factor
Exons: 4
Coding region: 112-783 (223 amino acids)
Biological process (GO): regulation of transcription by RNA polymerase II; developmental process
Molecular function (GO): DNA-binding transcription factor activity, RNA polymerase II-specific; protein dimerization activity; RNA polymerase II transcription regulatory region sequence-specific DNA binding
Source: RefSeq, a predicted model, not a curated record
CUCUACAUAUAUCUUGCUUUGACUGUGCUGUGUAAGAUUAUGUGUUAUGCUGAGCGAUUGUCUCCUUUAGCAUUUAGGUAUAAAAAGUAAAUAAAUAAGUAAAUUACACGAAUGUCUGCUGACAUGACUGGCAGAAAGUUCAGGGCCUUAGUGGGUCUCAUGAAGGUUCCGGAGCGCGAGCUUAUGGGCGAUAUUUUAUUGCGCGAGAGCUCUGAACCUUCGCUUCCCGUUCACGUGAGUAUCGGUAAAUUUAUCCGUUUGGAUGACGGCCAGUAUAUCGAUACAGAGGACCGAGAUAAAGCUGUUAAGCGACGACAGCUUGCAAACGCAAAGGAGAGAUUGCGGGUGAGGAGCCUGAACAGCAUGUUUUCAUACCUUCGGCGUAUUGUGCCAGUGAUGCCACGAGACCGAAAGCCUAGUAAAGUGGACAUGCUGAAGGCUGCGACUGAGUACAUCCGGCUCCUGUCAGCAGUGCUCAAUCACACCUCUUCCACUAGUAAUGGGAAUGCAGAUGUUUUGAUGGAGACUGGAAUCAACUACUCCAGCUUGGAGACUGACUGUUCUGAUCUCUGGAACAUGGAGGAUGUCCUGGAGUCGACGUCAAAUCCCUUUCUGUCUGAGGGUGUGAGUGUGGCCGCCCCACUGGUCACUAUGGCAACAGGAGCAGAUGAUGACAUUGAUCUCAACAACAUGACGGUGCAGUGUGUCGUGCCAAUGUACAUUGUUCAGGUUGGCUCGGAACAAACUGUGGUAGCAAGCACACUCUCGUCUACGGUGUCUUAGCUUGACACCUUUUGGUGCCUCGUACCUUUGACCAAUAUGUUUUUGUUUUUUUUUUCCCUGUUUUUGAAUUUUCACUUUAUGCCGUUCGUGCCCUUUGUCUCCAAUAUUAGUAAUAUUACUAAAAUGACAACCAAGAUGAGGAUUGAUGGUUGAUCUUGAUAUUGAGCUGUCAUGAGAUUUAUUUUCUCAGUGCAAACUCCUAUAAAUAUGGGAGAAAAUGCAUAUAAAGUUUGUCUUAUUUGCUUUGUUCACUAAUGUGAAUAAAUUAUAAAUAGUCAUCUUAAUGUUUUCACAGUUUUUACAGAAUGAGUGUUUUCAACAUGAACACCAUAA